This is a messenger RNA of Callorhinus ursinus (northern fur seal), 4876 nucleotides long. NCBI's taxonomy places the organism in Eukaryota, Metazoa, Chordata, Mammalia, Carnivora, Otariidae. The record is from RefSeq and is a predicted model, not a curated record.
CGCUCUAGCCGGCGAGUGUGCGAGGUGGGCUCUCAGUGGUGCGGCCGGCAGGCGGCUAUGGCGGCCGUACGGGGCCUGCGAGUGUCGGUGAAGGCAGAGGCCCCGGCGGGGCCGGCUCUAGGGCUCCCGUCGCCUGAAGCAGACUCCGGUUUGGAGCGUGGCGAGCCGGAGCCCAUGGAGGUGGAGGAGGGCGAGCUGGAGAUUGUGCCGGUGCGGCGGUCGCUGAAAGAACUGAUCCCGGACACAAGCAGAAGAUAUGAAAACAAGGCUGGCAGCUUCAUCACUGGAAUUGAUGUCACCUCCAAGGAAGCAAUUGAAAAGAAAGAACAGCGAGCCAAGCGCUUCCAUUUUCGAUCAGAAGUAAAUCUUGCCCAAAGAAAUGUAGCCUUGGACCGAGACAUGAUGAAGAAAGCAAUCCCCAAAGUGAGACUGGAGACAAUCUACAUUUGUGGAGUAGAUGAGAUGAGUACUCAGGAUAUCUUUUCCUAUUUUAAAGAAUAUCCUCCUGCUCACAUUGAAUGGCUGGAUGAUACCUCCUGUAAUGUGGUUUGGCUGGAUGAAAUGACAGCCACACGAGCCCUUAUCAAUAUGAGCUCUCUGCCAGCCCUGGACAAGAUAAGAAGCAGGGAUGUCAAUGAGGACAGGUCAUCGGAGAAAAGUAAAAAAGACAAGCAGGAAGACAGUUCAGAUGAUGACGAGGCUGAAGAAGGAGAAGUUGAAGAUGAGAACUCAAGUGAUACAGAGUUGGACACAUUGUCUCAAGUAGAAGAAGAGUCUCUGCUAAGAAAUGAUCUUCGUCCAGCUAACAAACUUGCUAAAGGAAAUAGGUUAUUCAUGAGAUUUGCUACAAAAGAUGACAAAAAGGAACUUGGAGCAGCCAGAAGAAGUCAGUAUUACAUGAAAUAUGGGAAUCCAAAUUACGGAGGCAUGAAAGGAAUUCUUAGUAAUUCUUGGAAGCGAAGAUAUCAUUCCCGUCGCAUUCAGCGGGAUGUGAUCAAGAAGAGAGCCCUGAUUGGGGAUGACGUUGGCUUGACGUCCUAUAAACACCGACAUUCCGGACUAGUAAAUGUUCCAGAGGAACCCAUUGAAGAGGAAGAAGAGGAGGAGGCAGAGGAAGACCAGGACAUGGAUGCAGAUGACAGGGUGGUGGUGGAGUACCACGAGGAGCUGCCAGCUCUCAAGCAGCCCCGGGAGCGGAGCACCUCUGGGCAGUCCAGUGCCAGUAGUUCAGACUCUGAUGAAAUGGACUAUGACCUAGAAUUGAAAAUGAUUUCCACUCCUUCACCAAAGAAGAGCAUGAAAAUGACCAUGUAUGCUGAUGAAGUGGAAUCCCAGUUGAAAAAUAUUAGGAACUCCAUGAGGGCAGAUACCAUAUCCACAAGCAAUAUCAAAAACCGAAUUGGUAACAAAUUACCAACUGAGAAAUUUGUAGAUGUCCGACAUCUGUUAGAUGAAAAACGUCAGCACACAUGUCCACGGCCACCAGGCAGCAAUACUAAGUCAGAUAUACGCCAGCGGUUAGGAAAAAGACCAUAUUCUCCAGAAAAGGCUUUUGGUAGUAACCCAGUCUUUCGGAGAGAGCCUUUUUCUGAUGUACAUAGUAGGCUGGGUGUUCCCAGGCAAGACGUUAAAGGCCUCUACUCUGAUACUCGGGAGAAGAAAUCAGGUAGUUUAUGGACGCGCUUAGGAUCUGCACCCAAGACCAAAGAAAAGAACACGAAGAAGGUGGAUCACAGGGCGCCAGGCACUGAGGAAGAUGACUCUGAGCUGCAAAGGGCAUGGGGGGCUCUGAUAAAGGAGAAAGAACAGUCUCGCCAAAAGAAGAGCCGGUUAGAUAACUUACCAUCUCUCCAGAUUGAAGUUAGUCGGGAAAGCAGCUCUGGUUCAGAGGCAGAGUCCUGACGCCCUUGGGGCUAAUGGCAGCUGCACUAAAAUCUGACAUUCUUGUGCAGGGUGGGGUGCACAGUAGGACCCCUCUGCCCCCCCGCAGGAGUUGGCGCCCCCUCCUGCUCUUACACAGUCACCCUCAGCUCUUGCUGCUUCAGCAAGACAUGUUAAGAAUGUGAUGUAUUUUGAAGGGCAUCUGUCUAUAUUUUGCUGCAGAGUAAGAGUUCUGGGCCCUCAAUCCUUUCCCCACUACCCCACAAGCUUUACCCUUUGAGGAAAAGGCAGCCCUCCAGAUUUUGUAGAUGUUUUUCUUAAUAUUUUUAACAUUGUGCUUUUAAAGAAAUGUUUUACACAGUUCAUCCAAAGAGCAGAGAACUGAACUUCUCACUAUUGCCUUGGCCCUGACAGCUGUUACCAGCACCCUUUUCCCAAGAAAAGUCAAUUCCCAGGUGCUUAUUGGACAGCCUUCGAGGGGGAAGAUGAGGGAAGCUGCCAGCUCACCCUUCCAGGACCCUAGUGUGGGGGCCGGAUCUCAUGGACCUGACCUCAGAGGUGCACCAGUGCCGCCCAGGUAGAUAAGAGAUGCAGCAUCGAUCGUGCUUCCGUUCCUCCCUGGGGAUUUCUGUUAGGGGCAUCUUAGCAAUCAGCUUGAAGUGAAGAUCAAGUUCAGUGCUGUGGGAUUUUUAGGAACAAAAAACUGUGACUUCUGGAUUUGGGGUGGAUUUUUGUGCUAGGGGUGGGGUCAUGGAUUAAUGUUGAACAAUUUUUAAGUCUGUAUUAUGUUUAAAAAUAUUAAUGAUUUAAAAGUUUAAAUUUUUAAUUUUUAUAUGUGAAAGUAUUUCCUGUUGGCUACAAGGGAAGCUCAAGUGGUGUCUUAUGUGUGCUGUUAAAUAUAUAUUAUAUACUUUGGAAGAAGGCAAAGAGAGGAGUCUCAUUAUUUUUAAAUGAUCCUAAUUGUAUAGUCAGUCUGUUGUAUAUAGUGUUCAGCUUGCUUUUUGGCCACUGUAGGAAAAAAAUCCAUCCAUCUGAGAUGGGGUCCUGUUGUUUAUUAUCACUUCAGAAGUGAUACAUUAGUAUUUAUUCUUUCUAUUUCCAAGUUCUGGCACCUGAAGAUAUCUUUAAAACUGGCAAAUAAGAUAAUAGUAAUAGAAAUUUUAGUUUAUCUCGUUUACUUCUAAACUUUGAGAUUAUUUUAAAGGCAGUAGAUUACUUUGUCUUACUAUUUGAUCUUUAUUUUGAAGUAUUUAAUGUUCGUAUUCCUCUACAGGCUUAAAAAUAGUGUUUCACUUCAAUUCACUAGAACUUAAGAAUUAGAGAUAGUAAGCCUUUGUCCCUUUGUGAUGUCACAACUCCUCACCUGUCUGGAGUGUUUCAGUACCUGGUGCAGCCCUGGAUUCUAAGGAUCUUUACUUGUGGCAUUGAUAGUUGAUUACAGUGUGGUGUGAAUGCAGAACACUGCUGCUAAGAAAGGAAGGAAAGGGCUGUGGGGCUUGAGAGCCACAGCAGCUGUACUCUACCAUGUUUUGUUGCUGUACCUGCUUUUCAAUCCCUUUAGAAAGAUUAGAGGCUAUUAACUAACUACUGUAUGUUUCCGCCUCCUCAUCGGAUUCUUGGAGAGAGAUGAUUCUCUGCCAGUUGAGACCUAACGUUUCUGAGGUUUCUAGCUUUUUUUGCCCUGUGGAGCAUACAGCUGAGAGCCAGGUUCUUGAGAAGGGCAAGGUCUGGGGAGUUGGUAGAGUGAGAAGGACAAGGACCUGAGAGUCCGAGACCUGGAUGCCAACCCCUGGUUUCUGUUCCAUGGGCCUGGGCCUCUAGUUUUCCCAUCUGGCAAGUGAAUGGGCUGGUACCAGAGCUUCUGACUUUGUUGGUGCAUCUCAGUGGUGUUUUACUCUUCCCGAAGCGAUGGUUGUGGUGGGCUGGCCAGCACCAGUUUCUGUUGCAGGUGUGGGGAGGGUCAAGAAGGGCAUGCAUGAGGUUUGGGGCAGGGAUUGACCUCCAUCCCAUUUCCAUUACAGUCUCUGGGUCUUCUCGUGGGACAGAGAUGUCCUUGUGGUCAGGGUCCUAACUGAUGUGGUUUCAGCAGUGUUCAAAAAAAGCCCUUCUGUGUUUCCCAGUCACGACCUUUUCCACCAGUAGUUUGAGCCCAUCUCUCCCAUGGCCUUAUAGUCCUGGCCAGUCUCCUGCUAGAGAUCAGGGAAGGCUUUCUGAAAAGGUGGUGGUGUGUAGUCAAAACUGGGCCUUUGAUCUUACCAUGAAAAAUGCCCACUUCCGCAGCCUUGUAAUUCUUACAAAUACACAGACCCCAGAAAAGUAUCUUUGAAGAUUUUACUUCCCCAAGUUAUUGUUGGCCACCUCCUCUUGCUCUCUGGCCCACACUCAGGCACUCAGAUCUUACAACAUCUUACAUGUGCUCUGAAUGCCCAGGCCCUUUCUUUGGAGUUUGGGAGUGAGGGUAGACAGUCAGGAUGGCCCCCUAGUGGCAGCUCAGUGUGCCUGGGCGCUCCUUAUGUAUGUGGGCACCAGGGCUACAGACUUUUCUAUAUUUUUCUUAGUCUUUAUGCAUAUGAGAUUGCAAGUACAUUUCUGCUGCUUGAUAGUAAUUGCAGAUACCUCAUUUCUGUUUCCCACUCUCCCUCUUGGGAGAGACACCAGCUACCCAGGAGAACUUGUGGAGCCUGUGACAAGCCCUCCUCUGGCCCCUUUUUUUGUCCCAUGAACUCCUCCCCUUAGUUCAAUCACUGUCUUCUCCCACUUCAUCCCUGUGACAGCUCCUCCCUGAUCUCUGCCCCAUAUCCCAUCCCUCCAUCUCUGUUCUGUGCACUGCAGCUGGGAUGAACUUUUGCUGUUUGCAGCUUUACUGAGCUGUUAUUUACAUAGUGUACAGUUCACUCCUUUCAAGUAUACACUUCAAGGGCACUGGCUGUCUCAGUUGGAGGAGCAUGCGACUCUUGAUCUCGGGGUUGUGAGUUUGAGCCCCACAUUGGGUAUA